This is a messenger RNA of Andrographis paniculata, 1308 nucleotides long. Its product is annotated as tetraketide alpha-pyrone reductase 2-like. The transcript is spliced from 6 exons. Bases 198 to 1163 code for a protein of 321 amino acids. Gene Ontology annotation, molecular function: oxidoreductase activity, acting on the CH-OH group of donors, NAD or NADP as acceptor. The record is from RefSeq and is a predicted model, not a curated record. Lineage: Eukaryota; Viridiplantae; Streptophyta; Magnoliopsida; Lamiales; Acanthaceae.
AUUCUUGGUUGGAACAAAUGAGCCCAUUCUUUAAUCAUGACCACCAAACCUAUACCUAACAACGAGCUCUACAUCAAAUUAAUUUCAUCAUAGAAAGACGAUCUAAACACCCAAAUCUUUGAGACCUAAAUCCACAUAUAUCUAUAUAUGUAUAAAUUGCAGAGAAAAGGGUACCUAUAUUGAUAAACCAGAUAAAGAUGCCUGAGUAUUGCGUGACUGGAGGCACAGGAUUCAUUGCAGCAUACCUCAUCAAGUCCCUCUUGGAAAAGGGUCACACUGUGAGGACAACUGUUCGAAAUCCAGAAAAUGAGGAAAAAGUGGGUUUUCUGUGGGAGUUGAAUGGGGCCAGGGAGAGGCUGAAGAUUCUGAAAGCUGAUUUAAUGGAGGAAGGGAGUUUCGAAGAGGCUGUUGAUGGAGUCCAUGGAGUGUUCCACACAGCAUCCCCAGUCCUUGUCCCAGAAGGCAACGUCAAGGAGAAUUUGAUUGAUCCGACGAUAAAUGGAGCACUGAAUGUGCUGAAAUCGUGCAAGAAAGCCAGCAGUGUUAAAAGGGUUGUGCUCACAUCUUCUUGCUCUGCAGUUCGAUAUAGAUAUGAUGUUGGGAAAGUCUCCUCUCUCAAUGAAUCCCACUGGAGUGAUCCAGAAUACUGCAAACAUUUCAACCUUUGGUAUGCUUAUGCAAAAACCAUGGCAGAAAAAGAAGCUUGGAAAUUAGCUGAGGAAAGUGGGUUUGAUCUUGUUGUGGUGAAUCCUUCAUUUGUUGUUGGGCCUUUACUUGCACCUCAACCAACAAGCACACUUCUUCUUAUCUUGGCUAUUGUUAAAGGCCUAAGAGGAGGGUAUCCAAACACGACAAUCGGAUUUGUGCACAUAGAUGAUGUGGUAAAUGCACACAUUUUGGCAAUGGAAGACACUAGAGCUUCGGGGAGGCUUAUAUGUUCGAAUUCAGUGGCACAUUGGUCGGAAAUCAUUGCGAUGUUGAAAGCCAAAUACCCGUCUUAUCCUUAUGAAACCGAGUGUGGCAAUCAGAAAGGAGAUGACAAUCCACAUAACAUGGAUUGCAGCAAGAUUGUAAACCUAGGACUACCUCCCAUGAAGUCAUUGGAAAAAAUGUUUGAUGAUUGCAUCAAGAGUUUCCAAGAAAAGGGUUUUCUUGAACAAUGAAUUACUUACUUGUUCAUUAACAGUCAUGAUUUUAGUGCCCAAUUUGUCCAUCAUUUGUUUCUUUCCAUUUGAUAAUGUAUCAAGAAACUCCAUGUUAAUCAAGGCAUAUGCUUAUGACAAUACAUCUACUGGCCCUACUUAUAUA